Molecule: messenger RNA, 4423 nt
Organism: Pongo pygmaeus (Bornean orangutan)
Lineage: Eukaryota; Metazoa; Chordata; Mammalia; Primates; Hominidae
Gene: NEK4
Product: NIMA related kinase 4
Exons: 16
Coding region: 200-2791 (863 amino acids)
Biological process (GO): protein phosphorylation
Molecular function (GO): protein kinase activity; ATP binding
Source: RefSeq, a predicted model, not a curated record
UGCGCAGAACUGUUCCCGGCCCGGAUCGCUAUGGCAGCGGCGUCGUCGUGGGCCGGACCCCAGCGAUCCCGCCCGGGGCUGGCUGCCUCAACAGCCGCCCCGACUGCCCCCUCUCGGGCAUGAACCGAGCUUCUUGUUGCCGCCCGCUGCCCUACACGCCGCUGCCGCCGCAUCCCGACUCUGGGCCAGCGCUGGGAACAUGCCCCUGGCCGCCUACUGCUACCUGCGGGUUGUGGGCAAGGGGAGCUACGGAGAGGUGACGCUUGUGAAGCACCGGCGGGACGGCAAGCAGUAUGUCAUCAAAAAACUGAACCUCCGAAAUGCCUCUAGCCGAGAGCGGCGAGCUGCUGAACAGGAAGCCCAGCUCUUGUCUCAGUUGAAGCAUCCCAACAUUGUCACCUACAAGGAGUCAUGGGAAGGAGGAGAUGGUCUGCUCUACAUUGUCAUGGGCUUCUGUGAAGGAGGUGAUCUGUACCGAAAGCUCAAGGAGCAGAAAGGGCAGCUUCUGCCUGAGAAUCAGGUGGUAGAGUGGUUUGUACAGAUCGCCAUGGCUUUGCAGUAUUUACAUGAAAAACACAUCCUUCAUCGAGAUCUGAAAACUCAAAAUGUCUUCCUAACAAGAACAAACAUCAUCAAAGUGGGGGACCUAGGAAUUGCCCGAGUGUUAGAGAACCACUGUGACAUGGCUAGCACCCUCAUUGGCACACCCUACUACAUGAGCCCUGAAUUGUUCUCAAACAAACCCUACAACUAUAAGUCUGAUGUUUGGGCUCUAGGAUGCUGUGUCUAUGAAAUGGCCACCUUGAAGCAUGCUUUCAAUGCAAAAGAUAUGAAUUCUUUAGUUUAUCGGAUUAUUGAAGGAAAGCUGCCACCAAUGCCAAGAGAUUACAGCCCAGAGCUGGCAGAACUGAUAAGAACAAUGCUGAGCAAAAGGCCUGAAGAAAGGCCAUCUGUGAGGAGCAUCCUGAGGCAGCCUUAUAUAAAGCGGCAAAUCUCCUUCUUUUUGGAGGCCACAAAGAUAAAAACCUCCAAAAAUAACGUUAAAAAUGGUGACUCUAAAUCCAAGCCUUUUGCUACAGUGGUUUCCGGAAAGGCAGAAUCAAAUCAUGAAGUAAUCCACCCCCAACCACACUCUUCUGAGGGCUCCCAGACAUAUAUAAUGGGUGAAGGCAAAUGUUUGUCCCAGGAGAAACCCAGGGCCUCUGGUCUCUUGAAGUCACCUGCCAGUCUGAAAGCCCAUACCUGCAAACAGGACUUGAGCAAUACCACAGAACUAGCCACAAUCAGUAGGGUAAAUAUUGACAUCUUACCUGCAAAAGGGAGGGAUUCAGUGAGUGAUGGCUUCAUUCGGGAGAAUCAGCCAAGACAUUUGGAUGCCUCUAAUGAGUUAGGAGGUAAAUGCAGUAUUUCUCAAGUGGAAGAGGAGAUGCUGCAGGACAACACUAAAUCUAGUGCCCAGCCUGAAAACUUGAUUCCCACGUGGUCCUCUGACAUUGUCACUGGGGAAAAGAAUGAACCAGUGAAGCCUCUGCAGCCCCUAAUCAAAGAACAAAAGCCAAAGGACCAGAGUCUUGCCCUGUCGCCCAAGCUGGAGUGCAGUGGCACAAUCUUGGCUCACAGCAACCUCCGCCUCCUGGGUUCAAGUGAUUCUCCAGCCUCAGCCUCCCGAGUAGCUGGGAAUACAGGCAUGUGCCACCACACCCGGGAUCAAGUUGCUGGUGAAUGUGUUAUAGAAAAACAGGGCAGAAUCCACCCAGAUUUACAGCCACACAACUCUGGGUCUGAACCUUCCCUGUCUCGACAGCGACGGCAGAAGAAGAGAGAACAGACUGAGCACAGAGGGGAAGAGAGACAGUUCCAAGAGUCGCUUCCUCGAUUUUUGCCUUCUUAUCCCAUUGUUGGGAAAGUGGAUAUCACAUCAACACAAAAAGAGGCUGAAAACCAACGUAGAGUGGUCACUGGGUCUGUGAGCAGUUCAAGGAGCAGUGAGAUGUCAUCAUCAAAGGAUCGACCGUUAUCAGCCAGAGAGAGGAGGCGACUGAAGCAGUCACAGGAAGAAAUGUCCUCUUCAGGCCCUUCAGUGAGGAAAGCUUCUCUGAGUGUAGCAGGGCCAGGAAAACCCCAGGAGGAAGACCAGCCCAUGCCUGCCCAACGGCUCUCCUCUGACUGCAGCGUCACUCAGGAAAGGAAACUGAUUCAUUGUCUGUCUGAGGAUGAGUCAAGUUCUUCUACAAGUUCAACUGAUAAGUCAGAUGGGGAUUACAGGGAAGGGAAAGAUCAGACAAAUGAAAUUAAUGCCUUGGUACAAUUGAUGACUCAGACACUGAAACUAGAUUCUAAAGAGAGCUGUGAAGAUGUCCUGGUAGCAAACCCAGUGUCAGAAUUCAAACUUCAUCGGAAAUAUCGGGACACACUGAUACUUCAUGGGAAGGUUGCAGAAGAGGCAGAGGAAAUCCAUUUUAAAGAGCUACCUUCAGCUAUCAUGCCAGGUUCUGAAAAGAUCAGGAGACUAGUUGAAGUCUUGAGAACUGAUGUAAUUCGUGGCCUGGGAGUUCAGCUUUUAGAGCAGGUGUAUGAUCUUUUGGAGGAGGAGGAUGAAUUUGAGAGAGAGCUCCUCCCUGUGUUCACACCUUUGAUGCAUUCCCUGCCAUCUGGAUUGUUUGCUAUCUUCACCCUGCAGAGUCCAGAGCUCUCGCUUUGUCUCCAACAUGGAGAUAAUGCUCAGGUCAGGAAGACAGAUUCCCGGGAAGACCAGGUUCCUGUAGUUCUCCUACAUCACUUCCCUGUAUAAAGCCCUCUGUGCAGGGUCUAGUUAUUUCCACUCCUCCUGAGAGAAUUCUGUAGCCACAUCCAUGAAUGUCAAGUGACGCUGAGUAAGAGUCAUUCCUGAUUCCUUUUCUUUCCUCUUCUUUCUCUUCUGGGCUUCUUCAUCACACAGCCUGACUCACAAGAAAUCAAUCUGUGGCUGGGUGCGGUGGCUUACGCCUGUAAUCCCAACACCUUGGGAGGCUGAGAUGGGUGGAUCACGAGGUCAGGAGAUUGAGACCAUCCUGACUUAACAUGGUGAAACCCCGUCUCUACUAAAAAUACAAAAAAGCCGGGCGUAGUGGCGGGCGCCUAUAGUCCCAGCUACUCGGGAGGCUGAGGCAGGAGAAUGGCAUGAACCCAGGAGGCGGAGCUUGUAGUGAGCCAAGAUCGCACCACUGCACUCCAGCCUGGGCAACUGAGAGAGACUGUCUCAAAAAGAAAAAAAAAAAUCAAUCUGUGAGGCCGGGUGCGGGGUGGCUCACGCCUGUAAUCCCAGCAUGUGUUAGUCUGUUCUCACACUGCUAAUAAAGACAUACCUGAGAUUGGGUAGUUUAUAAAGAAAAGAGGAUUAAUUGACUCACAGUUCCAUAUGCUUGGGGAGGCCUUAACAAUCAUAGCAGAUGGUGAAGGGGAAGCAAGACAUGUCUUACAUGGCAGCAGGCAAGAGAGUGUGUGCAGGGGGACUGCCCUUUAUAAAACCGUCAGAUCUCGUGAGACUUACUAUCACGAGAACCGCCUGGGAAAAACCCGCCCCCAUGAUUCAGUUACCUCCCACCGGGUCCCUCCCACGACACGUGGGGAUUAUGGGAGAUACAAUUCAAGAUGAAAUUUGGGUGGGGACACAGCUAAACCAUACUUUUGGAGGACGAGGUGGGCAGAUUGCCUGAACUCAGAAGUUUGAGACGGGCCUGGGCAACAUGGCGAGGCUCCUGUGUGUGCUGUGGCAUGACCUUCAUGUGAUCCGCUUCCAGGUCUCAUUGGACACAUUUGAGUUAAUUCUUGUAUAUGGCAUGAUGAAGUAAAGCUCCAACUUCAUUAUGUAUGUGGCUGUCCUGUUGUUCCAUCACCAUGUGUUGCAAAGACUAUUUUUUCACCUUGUUAAAAAUCAGUUGACUAUAGACACAUGAGCUUAUUUCUGGACUCUCAUUUCUAUUCCGCUGAUCUAUAUAUCUAUCCUUAUGCCACUAACACACUUUGCUUACUGUUACUUUGGAGUAAGGUUUGAAAUCAGGAAGGGUGAGUCCUCCACUAUUAUUCUUUCUCAAGAUUGUUUUGGUUAUUCUGGGUCCCUUGCAAUUACAUAUGAAUUUUAGAAUUUGCUUGUCAGUUUCCACAAAGAAGCCAGCUGUCGUAAAGGAAUUCAGAGAAGAAAGAAAAGUAUGUUUGUAAAUUUUGUUGUUGUAACUCUAUCAUUUCUGGAUCUCUUUAUUUGUUCCUUUGGAUUCAACUUUCCAUGUGGAGUCAUUUCUGUAGCCUAAUACAGCUUUGCUCCCACUCACCUCGUUUGUUAUUGGCAAAUAUAUUACAUUUCUAUAUGUUAUAGGCUCAACAAUAUAUACAUGUUUUAAAAUUGUAAUAAAAUGGAGAUAAAAUAUACCAUUUUAGCCAUUUUAAA